This is a messenger RNA of Aspergillus nomiae NRRL 13137, 2805 nucleotides long. It is a transcript of the gene exgO, whose product is annotated as exo-beta-1,3-glucanase Exg0. Bases 1 to 2805 code for a protein of 934 amino acids. Lineage: Eukaryota; Fungi; Ascomycota; Eurotiomycetes; Eurotiales; Aspergillaceae. The record is from RefSeq and is a predicted model, not a curated record. The transcript is spliced from 2 exons.
AUGGCGUCUCUACACACAACUAUCAUGCUGUUCCUAGCACAUGUGCUGCUACUUCUAGGGUUGCCCGCGGGCCUCGUCGAUGCCGUACCAUUGGGUCAAGAGACGGGAAUCACGACGAAUUUGGCUGCCAGGGCGGGAUCAGACUAUUGGGUUGGAACUAUCAAGCGACAGGGUGCUGUUGCUUUUGGCAAUGGCACAGACUAUCAGGUAUAUCGUAACGUAAAAGACUUUGGUGCUAAGGGUGAUGGGUCGACCGAUGACACGGUUGCUAUAAACCAGGCUAUUGCAUCUGGGAACAGAUGCGGUAAGGGUUGUGAUUCAUCCACCGUCACUCCUGCCCUCGUGUACUUCCCUCCUGGUACUUAUGUCGUCUCCAAGCCAAUCAUUCAGUAUUACUAUACUCAAAUCGUUGGCGAUGCCAUUAACCUGCCUGUGAUCAAGGCGGCUGCGAACUUUGCCGGCAUGGCUGUGAUUGAUGCCGAUCCUUAUAAUGAUGACGGCAGCAACUGGUACACCAACCAGAACAACUUCUUCCGUGCCGUUCGUAACCUUGUCAUCGAUUUGACUGCCAUGCCUCAGGGAUCUGGUGCUGGUAUUCACUGGCAGGUGGGCCAGGCGACCAGUUUGCAGAACAUCAGGUUUGAGAUGGUGAAGGGUGGCGGCGAUGCAAACAAGCAACAGGGCAUCUUCAUGGACAACGGAUCUGGUGGUUUCAUGUCAGACUUGACUUUCAACGGUGGUAACUAUGGCAUGUUCGUAGGAAACCAGCAAUUCACUACCCGCAAUUUGACCUUCAACGACUGCAACACAGCCAUCUUCAUGAACUGGAACUGGGCUUGGACCUUCAAGUCAGUUGCCAUCAACAAUUGCCAAGUCGGUCUGAACAUGUCCAACGCUCCGCAGAACCAGACUGUGGGCUCUGUCUUGAUUCUUGAUAGUCAACUUACCAACACACCCACCGGUGUCGUUACUGCUUGGACCGAGAAGAGCAUUCCCAUUGGCGGAGGUGCCCUGAUUCUUGACAACGUUGACUUCAGUGGUUCCAAGGUUGCGGUUGCGGGUAUUACCGGUAACACUAUUCUGGCUGGCGGCUCCGUUGUCUCAAACUGGGUCCAGGGCAAUGGUUACAUCCCUGGCAGCACGAAGCAGAAGCGUGAGGCUUCCGUGAGAGUGAUUACUGAAACUGUGACGGAGACCGUCGAGGUCUGCACUCCUGAUUAUACAGAGUCCUCGCAUUCACUGACGGCCGUUCCUUCGGCAUCGGGAGAGAGUCGUACUGCUGGGAUUCUACCGAGUCUUCCAAUUGUGGGCAGUUUGUUAGGCUCUGAAUCAUCUGCCACCCAGCCCACUGAAGCACCUACCCCUGAGGUUCCGGAGCCCACUGGUGCUGCCUCAACUCCAGCGGCUGAACCAUCUACUGCUGUUCAGCCAACUCCCAAGCCGUCCGCGCCUGCACCUUCACAGCCAGAGGCUCCAUCCAAGUCCACUGUGACCGGGUCCGUCAUUCCACCCAAGCCGUCCCAAACUGUCCAGGGAUCGUCUUCGGCCGUCCAUGGCACAAACGUCUGCUCCGUCAAAACGGUCACAAAGACUCGUCUCCAAACUGCCCUCCCAACUCAUGCUAAGCCCGACUCCCUGCUCGCUGGUGGAAAGGUGUACGAGCGCUCCAAGCCUCUGUACACGAGCUACGCUGCCUCUUCGUUCAUCAGCGUCAAGUCUGCGGGCGCCAAGGGAGACGGCUCGACCGACGACACCGCCGCUAUCCAGAAGAUCCUGAACAGCGCCACAGAGGACCAGAUCGUGUAUUUCGACCACGGAGCCUACAUCAUCACCGACACCAUCAAGGUGCCCAAGAACAUCAAGAUCACCGGUGAAGUAUGGCCCGUGCUGAUGGCCCAGGGUCAGAAGUUCGCCGAUGAACAGAACCCUAUCCCCAUGCUGCAGGUCGGAGAAGUAGGCGAGACCGGCUCCGUCGAAAUCACCGACAUCGCCCUGCAGACCAAGGGUCCGGCGCCCGGCGCAAUCCUCAUGCAGUGGAACGUCGCCGAGGCCUCCCAGGGUUCCGCCGGCAUGUGGGACACGCAUUUCCGUAUCGGCGGAUCAGCAGGCACCGAGCUGCAGAGCGACAAGUGCGCCAAGACGCCGAAGCAAACCACCACGCCCAACGAAGAGUGCAUCGCCGCAUUCAUGCUCAUGCACAUCACCGAGAAGGCCAGCGCUUAUAUCGAAAACUCCUGGUUCUGGGUCGCCGACCAUGAGCUCGACCUCCCCGACCACAACCAGAUCAACGUCUACAACGGCCGCGGCGUCUACAUCGAAUCCCAAGGCCCCGUCUGGCUGUACGGUACCGCCUCCGAGCACAACCAGCUGUACAACUACCAGGUCACCAACGCCAAGAACGUCUUCAUGGGCCUCAUCCAGACCGAAACCCCUUACUACCAGGCUAACCCCAACGCCCUGACCCCCUUCACCCCGCAGACGAAGUGGAACGACCCCGACUUCUCCUACUGCAAGACCGACGGCUGCCGCAAGGCAUGGGGUCUGCGCGUCCAGAACACCUCCGACAUGUACGUGUACGGUGCCGGGCUGUACAGUUUCUUCGAGAACUACGGCCAGACCUGUCUGGCGACGGAGUCCUGCCAAGAGAACAUGGUCGAGGUCGACUGCUCUGACGUCCACAUCUAUGGACUGAGUACCAAGGCUAGCACGAACAUGAUCACGUCGAACAGCGGCGCCAGUCUGGUUCCCCAGGAUGAGAACAGGAGCAACUUCUGCUCGACUAUUGCGCUGUUCGAACAAUCGUAA